Messenger RNA from Oncorhynchus gorbuscha (pink salmon), 954 nucleotides. RefSeq names its product extensin-like. NCBI's taxonomy places the organism in Eukaryota, Metazoa, Chordata, Actinopteri, Salmoniformes, Salmonidae. The transcript has 4 exons. The coding region runs from base 1 to 954 and encodes 317 amino acids. The record is from RefSeq and is a predicted model, not a curated record.
AUGUCUGGCAGUCGAGCACUGAAUUUCAAACACAGAUUCAACCACAAAGACCAUGGAGCUUUUCCAGUGCAUGGAAAAGAAGAGCACCUAUUGACCCGCAUGCUCACACCCCCAUCCUUUGCCCAGACCCGCAUGCUCACACCCCCAUCCUUUGCCCAGACCCUCAUGCUCACACCCCCAUCCUUUGUCCAGACCCGCAUGCUCACAUCCCCCAGACCCGCACCCUCAUGCUCACCCCCAUCCUUUGCCCAGACCCUCAUGCUCACACCCCCAUCCUUUAGACCCAGACCCCCCAUCCUUUGCCCAGACCCGCGUGCUCACACCCCCAUCCUUUGCCCAGACCCUCAUGCCCACACCCCAUCCUUUACCCAGACCCUCAUGCUCACACCCCCAUCCUUUACCCAGACCCUCAUGCCCACACCCCCAUCCUUUACCCAGACCCUCAUGCUCACACCCCCAUCCUUUACCCAGACCCUCAUGCUCACACCCCCAUCCUUUACCCAGACCCGCAUGCCCACACCCCCAUCCUUUACCCAGACCCUCAUGCUCAUCCUUUACCCAGACCCAUGCACCCCCAUCCUUUACCCAGACCCUCAUGCUCACACCCCCAUCCUUUACCCAGACCCUCAUGCUCACACCCCCAUCCUUUACCCAGACCCGCAUGCCCACACCCCCAUCCUUUACCCAGACCCUCAUGCUCACACCCCCAUCCUUUACCCAGACCCUCAUACCCUCAUGCACACCCCCAUCCUUUACCCAGACCCAUGCAUGCUCACACCCCCAUCCUUUACCCAGACCCGCAUGCCCACACCCCCAUCCUUUACCCAGACCCGCAUGCCCACACCCCCAUCCUUUACCCAGACCCUCAUGCUCACACCCCCAUCCUUUACCCAGACCCUCAUGCUCACACCUCCAUACUUUGUGAUUGCAUUGUUGUUUGCCACUUGGCCUUAA